Messenger RNA from Protopolystoma xenopodis, 390 nucleotides. NCBI's taxonomy places the organism in Eukaryota, Metazoa, Platyhelminthes, Monogenea, Polystomatidea, Polystomatidae. The record is from the annotation of a GenBank genome assembly.
AUGGCUCGAAUACACAUCAUCGCAGCACAGCUGCUUUACCGUCUGCCUCUACGGCUUCAUCUCGUCUUCUUCACUCCUGGGAGGACCUACGACCAAUUGGGUCGCCGAGGAGCGGGCGGACGACGCUUCAUCACCCUCGGGUUGAAGGAAAGUCCAGAAACACUCCAUUCACAUUCAAGCUCACUGCCACACGCAACUUUGCCCAAUCCCUCGAGUGCAGCUACUCAACAAACCCCUCAUCGAGCCCUACCUACCGGAAAGCCCGAGCUCGAACGGAACUGCAAGUAUCCCUUAGUCCAGGCAAUAAUGUCAAGCUUGUUGAGCUUACUUCCAUUUCGAGUGAAAGUGUUGGAUGAAGAGAUUCGAAAGUCGUUUCUACCAGAAGCUUGA